Molecule: messenger RNA, 837 nt
Organism: Papaver somniferum (opium poppy)
Lineage: Eukaryota; Viridiplantae; Streptophyta; Magnoliopsida; Ranunculales; Papaveraceae
Product: GDSL esterase/lipase At4g16230-like
Exons: 5
Coding region: 1-837 (278 amino acids)
Molecular function (GO): hydrolase activity, acting on ester bonds
Source: RefSeq, a predicted model, not a curated record
AUGAUUAACUAUCGAUGUAUCGAGAAGGAGAAGUGUUGGGGAGUGAAGGAUUAUGUUCCUCCUUACAUGGAUCCAACAACCGUUGGAGAUGUUGUUCUUCGUGGAGUCAAUUAUGCUUCCGGUGGCGCUGGGAUCCUUAACGACAGUGGCGAUAUCUUUGGUAAUCGGUUUAUGGAUGCACAACUGGAUAACUUUGCGAGUACUAGGAACUACAUAAUCUCGAAUAUCAGUGGUGGUGGUUCCAAGAAACUACUUGAGAACGCUCUUUUCAUCAUAGUAAUGGGUUCCAGUGAUUUCCUUCACAACUAUUUCACUCCAAUUAUCUUAAUACCUAAGCAAAAGUUGGAAUCACCGGGAAUGUUUGUUCAUUCAAUGAUCUCAAAAUUCAGACUUCAACUAACAAGAUUGUAUGAAAUGGACGCAAAAAAGAUUUUUGUUCCUAACCUUGGACCUCUUGGUUGCAUUCCAGGGGAAAGAGAUUUGAAUUACAGAUCAUGUAAUGUUAUUCAACAAGAAAUUGAAGAGUUGAAUUCAAUUCUUGUCGAAUCCAAAUUUGUAUAUGCAGAUGGCUACAACAUGGUAUCUCAUAUUUUCCGUAAUUAUCAAUCCUACGGCUUUGAGGAUUACAAAACUGCAUGUUGGAAAUUACUUCCAGAUCCACCUCGAGGAUUUUACAGUCCUGCGCCACUAGUUUGUAAGGACCGGUCCAAGUAUGUGUUUUGGGAUUUUGCUCAUCCAACUGAUGCUGCUAAUGUCAUUUUUACAAAGAUGAUGCUGGAAGAUCCCGAUUUUAGAUACACGUAUCCAAUGAAUGUUCGCCAACUCUACUACUCAUGA